AUGACAGCCCAAACAUUCCUCUGCUGUUUUCUCUUAGCCAUGAUCAUUUUCUUGGCUCCCACUUCUUCAGCUCAUCGGAAAAACCUAACCGUCGAGCUAAUCCACCGUGACUCUCCCCAUUCUCCACUAUACAACCCUCUCCACACCGUCUCCGACCGUCUCAACGCCGCUUUCCGCCGCUCAAUCACCCGUUCCCGCCAUUUCUCAACCAAAACCGAUCUCCAAUCCGGUUUAAUCGCAAACGGCGGCGAAUACUUCAUGGCCAUCUUAAUCGGCACUCCACCGUCUAAAGUCCUGGCCAUCGCCGACACAGGAAGUGAUCUGACUUGGGUCCAAUGCAAACCAUGUCAACAAUGCUACAAACAAAACAGUCCAAUCUUCGACAAGACGCAGUCUUCGACCUACAAAACCGAAUCCUGCGAUUCCAAAGCCUGCAACGCGUUAUCCGAAAACGAAGAAGGAUGCGACGAGUCGAGAGACAUCUGCAAAUACCGUUACUCUUACGGAGACGAAUCGUUCUCCAAAGGAGACAUCGCAACAGAAACGGUAUCCAUUGAGUCCUCCUCUGCCUCCCCUGUUUCUUUCCCCGGUACAGUCUUCGGCUGCGGUUACAACAACGGCGGUACGUUCGAAGAAACCGGCUCUGGAAUCGUCGGACUCGGAGGCGGUCCAUUAUCGUUAAUUUCCCAGCUCGGUUCUUCGAUAGGAAAGAAAUUCUCGUAUUGUUUGUCACACACGUCAUCUACAACAAACGGCACAAGCGUCAUAAACCUUGGAACCAACUCGAUACCUUCUGAACCAAGAAAAGAUUCUGCUGUGCUUACUACUCCGUUAGUCGUAAAAACCCCAAACACUUACUAUUACUUAACACUUGAAGCAAUCACCGUCGGCAAAAACAAGCUUCCGUACCCCGGAGGAGGUGGAUACGGUUUAAACGACGCUGGAAAAUCAAAGAAGGAAACCACUGGAAACAUCAUAAUCGAUUCCGGAACUACUCUCACGCUACUCGAAUCCGGAUUUUACGAUGAUUUUGGUGCGGCGGUGGAAGAAUCUGUGACUGGUGCUAAGCCUGUGAGUGAUCCACAGGGGAUUUUACCACACUGUUUCAGAGCCGGAGACAAAUCGAUCGGUUUGCCGGAGAUAACAAUGCAUUUCAAGGAAGCCGACGUGAAGCUGAGUCCGAUCAACGCGUUCGUGAAGAUGAGUGAGGACAUGGUGUGCUUGAGUAUGAUUCCGACAACUGAAGUUGCUAUCUACGGGAAUUUGGUUCAGAUGGAUUUUCUUGUCGGGUAUGACUUGGAGACGAAAGUGGUGUCGUUUCAGCCCAUGGAUUGCUCUGGUAGCUUGUGA
Molecule: messenger RNA, 1350 nt
Organism: Thlaspi arvense
Lineage: Eukaryota; Viridiplantae; Streptophyta; Magnoliopsida; Brassicales; Brassicaceae
Source: the annotation of a GenBank genome assembly